AUGUGUUUGUUAGAAGUUGUCGUGAUGUACUGUUAUUUGUGUUCAUACUCCACUACAGGAGAGUCGGUGAUGUCCUACUCGCCUUUUGAAUUCCGAAGUGUGCCAAACGAUAUCAGAGCCAAUACAUUAUCGUUUCCAAAUUCAAAUAUUUCACCGCAUUCGAAUCAUGUGACUCGGCAACAGAUAAUUCACACCAGCCCGAUGCAAUCACAGCCAGUGCCAAAUGUACAAAAAACCCAAACGAAAAAUUCAGAUUUCUCUUUUAACGACUUUUUCUAUGCGAUGAAUGGAUUACCGGAACAACAUAAUUUACAACCAAAGUAUGGAGCUUCUGUAAAUCAACAAAAUAUUACUUCUCUUAACGAUCAUCCGAGACGAAAGCAUCAUUUUUGGAUAACUAAGCCGUUUCAAGAACCAGCGUCGAUAAAUGUGACGCCUACGACGAUUGAACCUCAGCCAACAAACAAGGCUUCAUCUAAAUUAAAUCUGAUGGAGUCGGUAACAACGAAGAUGUCAAGUAAAAUGAGCGGUCUAAUGGAAUUAGUGUUCGCUUUACUCGGGUCUGGUUCAAAUAAUUUAAUUAUGAAAGGAUUCAAAGAUGUCGUUAUAAAUGGUAUCGUAAAACCUCUGAUUGUAGCGAAGGGUGGAAUUAAAACACUUGUAAGUAAAAUGUCGGUUCCGUUCAUAUCAUUAUUAUUGAUAAAUUUUGAAAUUUUAGCCACUGUUUGGUGGUUAUGGGAUGACUGCUCUGACAUGCAGCCUUCACAACCUUCGCAGCAGUAUUCGUCACUACCAAAUAGUUAUAAUAAGAAUUCGACGUUAAGAUGAUUGAUUAUUAUAAUCUUAAUUUUCGCCCAGUUUUCUAGAUUAUUGUAUUAUAUUAUAAUAU
Messenger RNA from Nymphalis io (European peacock), 889 nucleotides. RefSeq lists its product as uncharacterized. The transcript has a single exon. Bases 1 to 828 code for a protein of 275 amino acids. The record is from RefSeq and is a predicted model, not a curated record. NCBI's taxonomy places the organism in Eukaryota, Metazoa, Arthropoda, Insecta, Lepidoptera, Nymphalidae.